Schistosoma guineensis is the source of this 1533-nucleotide messenger RNA. The record is from the annotation of a GenBank genome assembly. NCBI's taxonomy places the organism in Eukaryota, Metazoa, Platyhelminthes, Trematoda, Strigeidida, Schistosomatidae.
CAUCACUGCGCUUUUUUCCCUUUAUUUGGGAAGCUAGUAUAACAAGCUACGUCGCCCCAACAUUUUAGCAUUUAGGGCGGCUUUUGUGAUGUCUGCGUUACCGUUACGUUUGUUCAGUUGCUUGACGCUUUUAGAGUUUUCAAAGUUAUGUAGAUGCCGUAGUCUUGCAUUUCCGUGUCACUGUCACAAGUAUUUUUCGUACAAUACUAAUCGUCUCGCAGUAUCUUUAAGUAGGCAUAAUUGUUCCUACGUCGCUUCAUAUGUUCACAACUCUGCGUCAAGUUUUCGUACAUGCUGGAGCUGCAGCAGGUUAGUAAAAGACCUAUCUUUCUUUUGUGAAUGUGGAAAAGUGCAGCCAGUUAGUCCCCAUUGGUCUUAUUUCGAUGUUCUUGGUUAUCCAAACCCGGAACCUGUGAUAGAUGUAAUCGAUCUAGGAGAUCGGAUGCGGCAAACCCAGAAAUUGCUACACCCUGACAAAUUUAGUGCGAAAACACAGUAUGAAAAAGACCUUGCUUCAGAUGCAUCAGCCUAUGUAAACAAAGCAUAUAGCUGUCUACAAAAGCCCGUUGAUCGUUAUGAAUAUCUCCUUCAUCUUCAUGGUGUAUCAACUGAUAACGUAGAUUUCAAGAAAUCGGAUAAUACAGAGUUUUUAUCAGAAGUAAUGAACAUCAGGGAGAAGGUUGAGGAGGUGAUUCGCGAUGUUUUGAAUCCCAGUCGUCCUGAGAAAUCACUUAGUGAAUUGUCUGGUACCGUUAGAGAACUUGUCAGUGAACUUCGUCAAAGAUUAAAUGAUGAGGAAAAGAUGAUAAUCAAUCUAAUUUCCAGAUCGGACUGGACUGAUGCGCUAAUAUCUCUUUCAAGGUUUAAAUAUAUUCUUAAGGUAUUCGAGGAAUUACGAGAGUAUGAAUUUGCGUGGAAGCAGCUUGGUAUCAAUGUAACGACAACGUGAAAAUAGUUCAUUCCGAGACUAAGAUUCUGUCUUACUUGCUUUGCUUGUCUACUUUUUAUUUAUACUAACUAAUAGAUCGUUAUUGUUUUAGUAAAGCUUUAAAAAACUUACUUUCCAGAAAUUCUCUCGUUCUUAGUUAUGCGAAAUUGUGAAGUCCUCGUAUUUCAGGAAAACCGAUUACCAAAAAAAACUUUGUCUAUGCUAAAUACAAAGCCUUGAUUUGGUUUAACAGCAAUUUGUAGUUGGUUUCUCGACAAUUUUAUUUGAACGUCGAUUUUUUCAUGCAUCCGUGAUAACAACUUGGAAUGAGGUAAAACUGAUAGCCAGGCUUUUUUUACUUAUGUUUUUGUUCAUAGUGUCUAUUGAAUUAAUGUCCCAGGAGUAUAGGCUAAUGACUAACAAGUUUAGCAUCUCGGAGCACUUAUGUAAUGGAUUGUCUAAUACUACUAGGGAACUUGCUGGUGAACUUUGUCAAAGGUUAAAUAAUGGAGAAAAGAUAAUCGAUCUAAUUUUCAGAUUAGACUGAGCGCAUAUGUAUUUGGUGCCCCUUUUUACCAAUAUUUAUGUGUUCAAAUAAAUAAAUA